AUUGUCCGAACAUUUAUACAAAGCAAGGAAAAAUUGAAAGAGUUGUUUUGUGAAGUUGACCUUGCUAUCAUGCCGUCCAGGACAGAGGGAUUUGGAUUAACUGCAUUGGAAGCCUUGUCUGCUGGUCUUCCCAUUCUUGUGAGUGGAAACUCGGGAUUUGGAGAUACACUGCGCACUCUACCACUAGGCAAGCCAUUUGUGGUGGAUUCUGCUGAUCCUAAAGAGUGGGCCAAGGCAAUUGAAGCAAUAAGUCUGAAAGACAGAUCAAAGCGACUGCAAGAGAUUAAAGCACUGCGAACAUCUUAUGAAGAGAAGUUCAGCUGGAAGGAACAGUGUGAAGCCCUUGUUGAGAAGAUGAGGAGUUUGGUUAAUGCUUCAGAAAAACCUGUAAGACAUGAAGCAUAUUUCACAAGUCAGUGUAGAGACUCAGCAGAGUCUGCAGCAAGACAGAUCACAAUUGAAUCUCCACUACCCCCAGAUCUGCUUGGGCAAAUGUUCAUGAAUCUUCAGCAAAUGCAAUGCGAUGUAAGCAAGGUCAACAGUAAUACUGAUCUAUCAGCAGAGUUGGAGAAGAUUGCAUCAGACAAAGGCUUUGUGAUUUCUGACAAUGAAGGGUCAGGGAACUGCAUGUUUCAUGCGCUGUCUGAACAACUGAACCUUGUGAAAGGAAUUGAGAUCUCACAUGGAGAAUUAAGACAAUCCAUAGUGCAGUACCUCAGAAAGAACCCAAAACUGCCUGAUGGAACAGAUUUGUUUAACUUCAUCAAUGGAUAUCAGUCAUGGGCUGAUUAUCUUACAAACAUGGAGCAAGAUGGCACAUGGGGCGAUCACGUGAUUCUGUAUGCAACUGCAAACCACUAUAAAACCUACAUUGACGUGAUCAGCAGUCAGUCAAAUCACCAUGACCUUACUAUCAGGCCUGAUGGUCAUGUGAUCAGCACCGACCCACUUGUGUUAGGCCAUGUUCAUGAAGUCCACUACGUCAGCCUGCAACCCAAACAAGGUUUGCAGAGCAAGUCUGAUUAGAAUCAAAUUUUGACAAUAAAGCAACUUGUGACUUAGCUUCAAACUUCAAUUUAGAAAGCAUCAAAGAAUUGCAAGACAGUAGAACUACAAAGAUUGGUAGUAAAUAGAUUUCAUAGUAAUAAGCCAAAGGAAAGAUUGUUCAAUGAAUUGCUGGUGAACAUGAGUGUUCUGUUUAGUGGCAACAUCACAAGGUAACACAAGAACUUCAUACAUGCAAGCAUUGGUGCUAACAAAAUUUUUACAGGAUUUCCAGUUACAAGCAGCAUUUCCAGCUCAUUCAGUUCACCAAUAUUGUCAGGCAAUGUAGUUAACUGGUUAUCACUCAACAACAGUACCCAGAGUUUAUUGAGAUGUUUAAAUGAUGUGUGAUGAUGAAACUGUCAACCUGAUUUUACCCAUAUCCAAUGCUAUGGGCUCAUU
Messenger RNA from Orbicella faveolata, 1446 nucleotides. RefSeq lists its product as uncharacterized. The record is from RefSeq and is a predicted model, not a curated record. Lineage: Eukaryota; Metazoa; Cnidaria; Anthozoa; Scleractinia; Merulinidae. Gene Ontology annotation, molecular function: protein binding. Gene Ontology annotation, cellular component: cytoplasm.